Molecule: messenger RNA, 735 nt
Organism: Atta colombica
Lineage: Eukaryota; Metazoa; Arthropoda; Insecta; Hymenoptera; Formicidae
Gene: Lamtor3
Product: ragulator complex protein LAMTOR3-A
Exons: 3
Coding region: 166-540 (124 amino acids)
Biological process (GO): positive regulation of TOR signaling; cellular response to amino acid stimulus
Cellular component (GO): Ragulator complex
Source: RefSeq, a predicted model, not a curated record
UAGGGACUGGUUUCAUCAACGCUGAUCAAGUUUAAGCGUGAUUAACUGUCAACCGAAAUUAGUCAAUUUUUAUAGUCAGUCAAUAAUCAUAGCAGUGUGCGCUUCAAAGGAUUAAUCCUGUCACUUGAUUGUCGUUUACAAAUUUGUGCACGUUCUUUGGAAAGAAUGACAGUGGAAUUGAAGAAAUUUCUUUAUGGACUAUUAACUGAUGUGGAAGGUUUGCAUAGCAUAUUGAUUACUGACAGGGAUGGAGUACCUGUUAUAUCCGUAGCUAAUGAAAAGGCACCAGAGUUAGCUACAAGAGCCAGUUUUUUAUCUACUUUUGGCAUGGCUACGGAUCAAGGAAGUAAAUUGGGGCUUGGCAAAAAUAAAACCAUUAUAUGCAUGUAUAGUAAUUAUCAGGUAAUUCAGAUAAAUAAGUUGCCAUUGGUCAUUAGUUUUAUUGCUAGUCACAAUUGUAAUACCGGUCAUGUAUUAUCAUUGGAAAAUAAGAUUGAUCCUAUCUUAAGUAGUUUAAAAAAUGCAGUGGUGGAAGCCUGAUGGUUACCUGUUGUCCAUUAUGGAUGAUAAAUGCUGAACACUGUUCAGAUAUGAAUUUAUAAGUUAAGUUGCAAUUAUUAUAUAAACAAUAAUCUUUUUUCAAGAAUAUCAAAUAUGUUUUUACAUUUUUAUUUGCUUAUGUUUAUUCAUAUUGCUGCAAGUGUGUUUUGAAAAAUGAAAGAUCUUUUAGAAUGA